Paralichthys olivaceus (Japanese flounder) is the source of this 2798-nucleotide messenger RNA. RefSeq names its product solute carrier family 43 member 3b (gene slc43a3b). Gene Ontology annotation, molecular function: transmembrane transporter activity. Gene Ontology annotation, biological process: transmembrane transport. The record is from RefSeq and is a predicted model, not a curated record. NCBI's taxonomy places the organism in Eukaryota, Metazoa, Chordata, Actinopteri, Pleuronectiformes, Paralichthyidae.
GUUUAACAAUGGACAGCUGUUGGUGAUUGACAGCUCAGACCUCAGCACAUUGUCUGAAUGAGGAUCAGGUGCAACAAGAAGUGUGUGCACCCACGCCCAUCCUGUCAGCAGCGGCCGCAGCAUGUGGGUCCUCCCCACUGGGCCCCUGCGUCUUAUGGGACGAACAAUAUGUGGAUGGUGUGGACAAUGGGGCUGCGGUAGGAGGACAUAGCCCCACGUGCACUGUGUGUUUGUGUGUGGAUCUCCGACUUUGUGCAGUUAAUUUCCAUGCAGGUGAAAAUAUAGAUCUUCUGUAUUAUUCCCCUGCAUUUGUGUGUUUGUGUGUGUGUGAGUGGGACCAUGCCUGGUUUCGAAAAUGGCUUGUCAAUGCGACGCACCCUCACCUUUGCCACGGGCCUGGUGGAGUGUCUGUGUUUUGCUGGAGCUGUGUUCGGAUGGGCUUCGCUUGUUUUCAUCUUGAAGACAGAGGGCUACUUCAGCGAUCUGUGCGUCAACACCACAGGAGUCAAUGGAACUCAGGUCUUAGAUUGCAGUGGACAGGAUGAGCAGUUCUCACUUGUCUUCACCAUCGCUUCCUUCAUGAACAAUUUCCUAACGUUGCCCAAUGGUUUCCUCUUUGAUCAUUUUGGCACGACAGUGGCCCGGCUCUUUGGAAUAUUUCUUUACACCAUGGGCACUUUGAUGGUGGCCUUCUCCUCUUCAGCUCUGUCCAACCUGCUCUUCCCAGCUAUCACCCUCCUGGCAGUCGGCGGCAUCUUGUUUCUGAUGACCAACAUGCAGGUUGGAAACUUGUUCGGCUCACAUCGUUCCACCAUCAUCACUUUCUAUAACGGAGCCUUUGACUCGUCCUCAGCCCUGUUUUUUAUCAUCAAGUUGUUACAUGAGGUUGGAGUCUCCCUCCGAUCCGCCUUCCUCUUCCUGGCGGCCUGCAGCAUAAUUCAUGUGCUCAGGACUUUCUUCUUGUUGCCUAGAAGAUUCAUUCCCUACCCGCUGCCUGAUAACUACACCUACGGGAUAACAUGCGGUAAAUCAACCACCCUGAGCUCCAAAGUGGCGGAGAAUGGGAACACGGAGACAGACGAGACGCACGCACCGCUCGACAAGGACGCCCCUGUGAAACAAGAGAAGAGUUUCCGUGAGUGUUUGCUGUCCAGGUUCUUUGUGUUCCACCUGCUCUGGUUGUCGGUGAUGCAGCUCAGACAUUACCUGUUUAUCGGCACCCUCAACCCCAUGCUGGAUGGGCUGACAGCUGGAGAGCCCUCGCUGGUGAGCAAGUACAUCAAUGCCUUUGCCAUCACCCAGCUGUGUGGGGUGCUCUGCGCCCCCUGGAACGGCCUCAUCAUGGACAGACACAAGGGCAAACCUCUUGCUCUGGGCGAGAGUGAACAGGAGGCCGACCUGCGGGCCACCGUGCUCUCUCUCUUCCUGACAGCGCUGCAGUGUGUGUUUUUCUCAGUUUGUGCCACCAUCCCGUACCUGCCUCUUCAGUACCUCACCUUCAUCCUGCAGGUGCUCAACCGCUCCUUCCUCUACGGCGGCAACGCGGCCUUCCUCAGUGUGGCUUUCCCGUCUCGUCACUUUGGGAAGCUCUACGGUCUGAUCAUGGCUCUGUCUGCGGUGGUUGCCUUACUGCAGUAUCCCUUCGUCACUCUGGUGAAUGGACGUCUGGGUGGAGACCCUUUAUAUCUGAACAUCGCUCUGACACUGCUCAGCCUGCUCGCCUUCAUCCAUCCCCUCUCCGUUUACCUGCACUGUCGAGGUCUGGCCUCGCAGCGAGCCUAAAGCCAAGCUGCCUUCUCUCAAUGUCUGUGAAUCGAGACAAAACUUCAAAUGUAUUUUAUAUCUGCAGUGACACUGUUACCUCCUCAGUAUGUGUGUUUAUGGCUGUGUUGCCACAUGUGGGACAUAACAUCAUGCGUUCAUAAAUGCUUUUCAGAUUGUAGUAAAAUGUGGCUUUGAUACAGUCACAGUGCGUUCGCCACACUCCAAAAGCUUGUUCACUUCUAUAUUGAAUGUGGUUCCCAGCCUGCUCUGACUGUAUAGGUUACACAAAGUUUGCACAGAUAUAUCAGUUUAUUUUUUUAUUUUAUUUUUACACUGUUCACUAUAUUUUUUCACUUUCAUCUGAGUGCUUUUCUAAAUCACUUGGUUACAAUGCAACAUGUGGUGCUAAAGGUUUUUGGGGGUCUGUUUGUUUUCCUGUUAUUGUAAAAAGCUGAAAGAGAAACAUUUAGAAGGACGUAAGAGACAUCUAGGAGCUAAAAUUACAAUCACCAGACAUGAAACUGAAGCAGUGAAGCCCCUCGGCUCGGGCAAAGGUCAUCAACUUUUACUCUAUUUACAUUUGGCAUUUAAAUGUGUUUUUAGGUGAUUGGGUCACAAGCUUGACCACCUGGAUGCAGAUUUAGCACAGCUCUGCCCUCUGCUGUUUUACAAACACAUGUCACUCCUGUCAUUCUCAGGUGUUUAGUAUUUAUACAGCAGAGUGACACAAUUUCUUACGUCAACUCCUACCUGCCAACUGAUGUUGACAUAUAAAGAAUUGAGUGUUUCAGUUUUAUGUUUUCUCUGUAUUUUGUUUCCAAAUAGCUGAAGAGCUUUGUUGAAACUGAACUAUAAAUAUGCAAAUAUUAUCAUUGUGCUCCAAUAAAUGAAAUAUGCCUUUUGAUAUGAACUUAAGUGAAGUGGUAAAGGGCAUUAUUCUAUUUUGAUACUUUUGCCCAAAUAAAUAUUUCUGUUCUCCACCGUUGAGAAGAAUAAUGUACAGGUGGCAUUACAACAACCGAAAUCUAUUAAAC